AUGAGCACAUUAGUGAAAAAAGACACAACGCGAUCAGAAGCCGAAAUCGAAGCUGUUGAAGCAUUUGAGAGCCUAGAAGAAAAGGACUACGUUCCCAGUGUGUCUUUUGAUACAGUCCCGCUUCUUGCUGGGAUUGCGUGUGAAGAGUCCGACGAAGAGCACGACUGUGACGAUCACAUCCUAGAGUAUACCGAAGACGAGUAUUACAAUGACGAAACAUAUGCCGAAUCUUCGAUCUACUCUGACCGGAAUCGAGGCUACUCGCCUCCUCCGGGAUCAGGAAACUCUAUGUCUCUGAUAGAUUCGAGAAUAGACGGUCUAGACGGUUUCCACAUUGGAAGAGACGGGAAAAUUACCAGGACGGACUACCCUACCCGGCCCACCAUUGUUAACGAAGCUCUUGUACUGAACAAAGUGCAUAAGGACUGGCUCUCUCUGUGGCGUCAGCGAAAAAACCUUGUCGAGUCGAGGCUCGCAGCUCCUACUGGUCGUUUUGUCUUUCCGAGCAUUUUGUUCCCCCCGGAAAAGAACACCAGACCAAACACGUUUAGCGGGCUCACUCCAUUAACCAAAGAAGAGAGGAGGAAGGCGCUGAUAAUUGGAAAGAAAGUCGGCUUUCCCAAUUCACCGCGAACUAUCGUGUGUCAUAUUAGUGGAAAAAAGCACACUUGGAUAGGAUUAGAUUGGCUUUUAAAGCGGUACGCUCAGGAUGUUGAUCAUCUGGUAAUUAUCGCAAAUAUUCCAAAAAUGUCCAAUCACAAAUCUCGCUCGAGAUCUAGGUCCCGGUCGGCCGCUCCUAGAAGUAGAUCGGCGGCCCCAGCUAGUCGACAUUAUCGUGCAUCCGGAACACUUCAAAGGUCAUUCCCCUCUGAAAAUGAGGGUGAGCAAAGUCAGCAAAAAGAUGAACGGUGGUUAGAGUGGGCAUCCGGAUAUGACGCUGGUCACAUCAAGCGCGUCCUAAAAAAUAUUCUGGUUUAUGUUGUCUCAAUAAUGCCAAGAAACCGUGCAGUGAAGGUGACUGUUGAGAUUGUAAUUGGGAAGACUAAGAAAAUUCUAGUUGACUGUAUGAAUGUUUAUUUUCCCGAUCUGAUAGUGCUAAGCUCGUUGCGGUCAAAGCAAACCGAGAGCAUGGUGAAAUGGAAAUCAAGAUAUCUCAUCGACAAAGCUUGUCAAACCUUUCCGGUACCUAUUGUGUUAGUACCUGUGAAGCAAAUGAUGGAAUUGGAAAGCAAGGUCAGAGAUGACUUGGAUGAGGAGAUCAAGAGGAAAGGAAAGAAACGCUCAGAAUCUGCAGAUGAAAUUCCUCGCUUACAUCACUCGAAGACGGCGCCCGACGUUAUGGACCAUACAGAAGCAUCUAGCCAUUCAGCAUCAACUAACUCGGUAAAUGGUGAUCCCACUACGUCUGUUGAAGAUCAAGGCACUGACGGUGAAUCUGUGGCAUCAUCGUUAUCCAAUAAAAGUCCAUUGACGGAUAUGCGACUGCGUGACGAGCUAGUGGCUCUUCGGAAAGAGACCAAAACAAGAAUAUGGAAAUUUGAGAACGAUAACUCGAUCCCGCAAGACGAGCAACUAGUUUUAAAGGUAGAUACUGUUCUCAAAUCUACGUUAAAAUUUGCGGCCAAACUGGAUGAACUGAACCAGAGCACAGAGUCUUUGGUUGAACUCAAACGAGAGUUUACAGGCAGGGCAAAUCCAGAUUCGUCAGGAAAUAAAAAGUCAAUGCUUGACGUUGCCAAACCCUCCAAAGUUGCACACGUUAAGCCAUCGCCAAAUCCUGCGCGCAUAAGUGUCAAGGAUGACACGAUACCGCCCAAACCCCAAAUUAAGUUCGCGCCAGAAGUAAAAGGUAAAGAUGGCAAUAAAACGACAGGGAUCGACAGUAUCGAAAGAAGCAUGUCUCACGAAGUUCCUCUGCGACCACAAUCUUCUCAGGGUGUUGAGAGCUCACCCAGGGAGACGGAUCUGCGGAAAGUGCGCAGUGCAAGUGGUCUUAAGCCUGUCAAGUCUGGAAGCUCUCUGAACAGCGAGAUCAAGAAGAAAAGCAAAAGCUUCUUUUCAUUCUUCAAAGGAUCUGAUAGUCCACCAAGUAGUACCGUAAGUAGUGGGUCAUCCAGCAGGAGAAACAGUAGUGGUAGUGAUGCCAGUGGCUUACUGUUAAACACUCCGUCCAAGAAAAGAAGAUCUCGAUUUUUUGGUCUCAAGAAAUCGUGA
Lachancea nothofagi CBS 11611 is the source of this 2214-nucleotide messenger RNA. The record is from the annotation of a GenBank genome assembly. Lineage: Eukaryota; Fungi; Ascomycota; Saccharomycetes; Saccharomycetales; Saccharomycetaceae.